Molecule: messenger RNA, 2170 nt
Organism: Labrus mixtus (cuckoo wrasse)
Lineage: Eukaryota; Metazoa; Chordata; Actinopteri; Labriformes; Labridae
Gene: p2ry12
Product: purinergic receptor P2Y12
Exons: 3
Coding region: 263-1363 (366 amino acids)
Biological process (GO): G protein-coupled receptor signaling pathway
Cellular component (GO): membrane
Molecular function (GO): G protein-coupled purinergic nucleotide receptor activity
Source: RefSeq, a predicted model, not a curated record
UAUCGACAGCAUGCAAACAGAUAAAUGCACACACACUUUGUUUGCAACAUUUGAACUGUUGACCAGGCACAUGGGCAGCCCGCACACUUAUUUGCAAUCUUUAAACUCUGAAGACCAGACACAUGGACAGUGUCAGAUCCAAUGUUGUACAAAAUAAAGAAGAGAGAGGGACCUAAAACCCCUCAACAUUGAGGACAGCGUGCACUGGGACCUUGAUGGAACAACACUGAGAUACGACUGAAUAAAUACCAGAUAAUUACUCAUGGAGAGUUUUACAACCUUCCCCCUGUCCUCUGGCAAUCACAGCAGCCGCACCAACAGCACAUGUUCCCGUGACAAUGUUCUGAAAACGGUGGUUUUUCCAGUUCUCUACUCCUUUCUCUUUCUGGUCGGGCUGACCCUUAAUGGGGUGGCGGUGUGGGUGUUUUUUCGCAUUCCAUCCAAGUCUCACUUCAUCAUAUACCUGAAGAAUAUUGUGGUGGCGGAUGUCAUCAUGACCUUAACAUUCCCUUUCAAGGUGUUAUCAGACUCCAACAUCGGCUCGACUGGGCUGCGUAUAUUUGUGUGUCGGGUCUCCUCAGUGCUCUUCUACCUCACCAUGUACAUCAGCAUCCUCUUCUUCGGCCUCAUCAGCAUCGACCGCUGCAGGAAGACCCUCAAGCCGUUCAGGGGGACUAACGCGGCCCGGUUGGCCCGUCGCAAAAUCCUCUCAGGGGCCAUCUGGACGUUCCAGCUCAUUCUCUGUCUACCUAACGUGUUCCUGACGAGUAAAACGCCCAAGUCUCCACAUUUUAAGUGCAGUGAAUUGAAGAGCGAUGCUGGGCUUUACUGGCAUGAGGUUGUGAAUUAUACCUGUCAGGUCGUUUUCUGGAGCAACCUGGUGACUGUGGUGGUUUGCUACACUCUAAUCACAAAAGAGCUGUACAGAUCCUACUCCCGCACCAAAUCUCAGGGCACCGGGGCAAAUAUUUGUAAAGCAUCCAGUGGAGGCACCGUUCGAAAGCCAGGACAGGCUAAAAGAAAAAUGAGUGCAAACGUGUUCCUGGUUCUGGCCGUUUUCUUUGUGUGCUUUGUGCCGUUUCACUUUGCCCGCGUGCCGUACACGAUCAGCCAGACCCAUGUGGUUAUGUUUGACUGCAAACUCAAACUCUUCUUCUUUCAGCUGAAGGAAAGCACGCUCUUCCUCUCAUCCUCAAACUCUCUUCUGGACCCUCUCAUCUACUUCUUCCUCUGCAAGUCCUUCCGGACCACUCUGUUCAAGACCCUGAAGCUGCCGCAUGGUACCUGUAGCAGGCUGCUAAAGAGGGGGUCGGACACGGACACAGACAGCACGCCUAUGAGAGACUCCUCUGUGUGUACAUAGGGCCAUUACAACAAGUAAAGAGGGUUUUUUUUAACAUGAUGAAAGACAAAGUGACCUGUUCUCUCACUUGUGUUCAUCCCCAUGUUGACAGUCAUUCCUAAAAAACAACAUGAAAUGACUAUUGCAGAGCAUAUUCAUGCUGAUAAAAAUCACAAAAUGAUUACAUUAACAUAUUAAAACCAUGAGACCAUAAGAAAUGUAACCCUGCCUCUUUUUAACAGUCAGGUGUAUCACUUGAAUAUUGAACAUGAAUAUUUGCCCUAAAAAUGUAAACUAAGGCUGUUUUGAUAACGUUCUGUCAAUCCCCUCAUCUGAUAGCCUAUACCUACCAUACUGCAGCAGUAACACGUUUCAAUAAUUCAAUAGUAGGUAUCAAUCUUGUUGCAGAUGGUCUUGUUUCCUUUUUUUUUUAGGUCAUAUAGAGGUAUCAGUAUUUAUUUCAGUCUGUUUGAUCAUAAGCUUAAAAAUACAAAAGCUUUAAGGAAAUCAACCUAUUUUAACUCCCUGUAAAAUAUUAACAAUAAAAGUAUUUCCUGUUAGAGAAGUCAAGAAGCACAAACAUCCACACAAACAUUUUUGAUUGCUGACUUGUGACCAAACCUGAAGUUAUCCUUUCUGUUCUCUAUUCCACUUAACAACAACAUCCUGCAGUUCCUCUUUUAGAUUGCCAUAACUCUGUCUUUCAAAGAACAAACAGCAUGUAUUCAUUUAAAAAACUGAAGAUAUAACUAAUCCUCUUCCUACCUGUAUAUUUAACCUCAACUUUGACCAAUAAACUCAUGUCAAUAAAGAUCUCUUAUUGUUGAA